AUGUUCCCUGCAGAGACAAAGCUGAAUUAUGUGGAGAGUCGGGUUCCGCGGACUGUGGAAAUUGCGGGGUGGGUUCGGAAAUUCAAGAGGAGUCACCUACAGGAGGAAAGCAAUGCCAAGAAGGAGGGAGAUCUGCUAUCAGCCCAGGCCCGGCUUAAGGACCUGGAAGCAUUGCUCAAUUCCAAGGAGGCAGCUCUGAGCACAGCCUUGAGUGAGAAGCGUACUCUGGAUGGGGAGGUGCAUGAACUCCGGGGCCAGGUGGCCAAGCUAGAGGCAGCUCUGAGUGAGGCCAAGAAACAACUUCAGGAUGAGAUGCUGAGGAGAGUGGAUGCUGAGAACAGGCUGCAGACGCUGAAGGAGGAGCUAGACUUCCAGAAGAACAUCUAUAGCGAGGAGCUUCGUGAGACCAAACGUCGCCAUGAGACUCGUUUGGUGGAGAUUGACAGUGGGAAGCAGCGGGAGUUUGAGAACAAGCUGGCCGAUGCCUUGCAGGACCUUCGGGCUCAACAUGAGGAACAAGUGGAACAGUAUAAGAAGGAGCUAGAGAAGACCUACUCUGCCAAGCUGGACAAUGCCAGGCAGUCAGCGGAGAGGAACAGCAACUUGGUGGGGGCUGCCCAUGAAGAGCUGCAGCAAUCUCGAAUCCGCAUUGACAGUCUUUCUGCCCAACUCAGCCAGCUCCAGAAGCAGCUAUCUGCCAAGGAGGCAAAGCUUCGGGAUCUGGAGGAUGCUUUGGCCCGGGAGCGGGAUACCAGCCGGCGGCUGCUGGCUGAGAAGGAGCGAGAGAUGGCAGAGAUGCGGGCCAGGAUGCAGCAACAGUUGGAUGAGUACCAGGAGCUGCUGGAUAUCAAACUGGCCUUGGACAUGGAAAUCCAUGCCUAUCGCAAACUCCUGGAAGGAGAGGAGGAGAGGCUGAGGCUGUCCCCUAGCCCCACAUCGCAGCGAAGCAGGGGCCGGACCUCCUCGCACUCAUCUCACACCCAGAGCGGGGGCAGCGUCACCAAGAAGCGAAAGCUGGAGAGCAGUGAGAGCCGCAGCAGCUUCUCCCAGCAUGCCCGCACCAGUGGCCGAGUGGCUGUGGAGGAGGUGGAUGAAGAGGGCAAGUUCGUGCGGCUGCGCAACAAGUCCAAUGAGGACCAAUCCAUGGGCAACUGGCAGAUCAAGCGCCAGAAUGGCGAUGAGCCUCUGCUGAGUUAUCGCUUCCCCCCCAAAUUCACUCUCAAGGCUGGGCAGGUGGUGACGAUCUGGGCCUCGGGGGCAGGAGCCACCCAUAGCCCUCCCACUGACAUGGUGUGGAAGGCACAGAGUUCUUGGGGCUGUGGAAAUAGCCUUCGCACUGCCCUCAUCAGUGCCACUGGAGAGGAGGUGGCCAUGCGUAAGCUGGUUCGCACAGUGACUGUCAAUGACGAUGAUGAAGAUGAGGAUGGAGAGGUCCUGCUCCAUCACCACCACGGUGCCCACUGCAGUGGCUCGGGGGACCCGGCCGAGUACAACCUUCGUUCUCGCACCGUGUUGUGUGGGACCUGUGGGCAGCCAGCUGACAAGUCCGGGAGCGGUGCUGGGGCCGGGGCUGGUGGCUCUGUCUCCUCUGCCUCCUCAGCUUCCAGUGUCACUGUUACUCGAAGCUACCGAAGUGUUGGGGGCACUGGGGGCAGUGGCUUUGGGGACAGCCUGGUUACCCGAUCCUACCUCCUAGGGAACUCGAGACCCAGAACCCAGACUCCCCAGAACUGCAGCAUCAUGUAACCUGGAGAACCUGGUGUGGGGAGAGCCCAGCAGCCCGUCUGCUUCUUCUUCCCAUUUCAUGCCAAUUUUCUCCCCCUCCUCCUUUCCUGGAGGGAGAGUCUGAAGCCAAAAAAAACCCCAAACAAAACAAAAAGCAACCCCCCAACCUUUCUAUGGUUUUUGUUCUCCUUCCCUGGAUCGUUCCUGUGUUUUGUGUUUUUUUUCUAAAAGAAGUUAUUUUCUACAGUGGUUUUAUACUGAAAGAAAAACACAAGCGCAAAAAAAAAAAAAAAGAAAAAAGGAAAAAAAAGGGAAAAAAACAGUCCCCUCUCUCCAUAGUGGUCUAUCCCUCUUUUCCCUUCCUCUAAACCCCAAACCCCCAUAUUUUAAGCCAAAGAGGGUUUCCUGUAGGGGCCAAGGGGGGGAGAGGUGAUUUUAGAGUCUUGCUUUUGCUUUUUGAUGCCCCCUACUUCUAUUUCAAAUAUCCUCCUCCCCUCAUAUAACCAGGAACCCUCCCAAAUGGUGCCUGAUCUGAAGGUGGAAAAAGUCGCCUGCCCAGCUGCUUUCUGUCCUAUGAGGAACAAGGGUUUUCUCCUUGCUGUUCCAGGGGGUGGCCAGCAUGCUGGGAGAAAGGGCACUUGGGCCAUUCCCUCUGCUGAGGUUUCUCUGUUCCCUCGGGGGCUACUCUUGCCUUCUUCCUUCCACUCUGCCCCCAGCUACAGUGCCUUUACUUGCAUUUUAUUUAGACAAGGGAUGGGAAUGAGGGGAGAGGGGAAUGGAGGAGAGGUGCUGAGUUUGAGUCUCUGCUCUCUACCUGCUUUUAGGUUUGGUGGGCUCCAUUUAUGUCACUGAAAGUUGAUGAAAGGAGAGGAGGAGAGUGAGGGGGAGGAAAGGCCACCCCUGGAGCUGGGAAAAUAACCUACCUGAAUCCUAGCCCCUGAAGAGAAAAGGGGAGUAUGUAUGUGUGUUUGGGGGCUGGGUGGAAAAGUAGAUUUUUCAGGUGGUUUUUAGGCAAACACUAAGGAGCCCCUUACCCCAAACCCCUAACCCAUCCGCUUUCUCCUACCCUGCCCCCCAACAAAUCAAUACACUAGACUUUUCUGUCCC
Molecule: messenger RNA, 2832 nt
Organism: Gracilinanus agilis (Agile Gracile Mouse Opossum)
Lineage: Eukaryota; Metazoa; Chordata; Mammalia; Didelphimorphia; Didelphidae
Gene: LMNA
Product: lamin A/C
Exons: 13
Coding region: 1-1746 (581 amino acids)
Source: RefSeq, a predicted model, not a curated record